Molecule: messenger RNA, 4098 nt
Organism: Lodderomyces orthopsilosis Co 90-125
Lineage: Eukaryota; Fungi; Ascomycota; Pichiomycetes; Serinales; Debaryomycetaceae
Gene: FUN31
Product: serine/threonine protein kinase
Exons: 1
Coding region: 1-4098 (1365 amino acids)
Biological process (GO): intracellular signal transduction; negative regulation of glycogen biosynthetic process; protein phosphorylation
Cellular component (GO): cytoplasm; cytosol; nucleus
Molecular function (GO): protein serine/threonine kinase activity; ATP binding
Source: RefSeq, a predicted model, not a curated record
AUGACUACUACAUCACGCUAUCAAUCAUCAGAUAAUUCAGAUCAUUCGUUGACAAACUCCUUAAUAACAGAUGAAAAUAACUCAUUGACUGAUUAUAAUGAUGAUGAAGAUGAUACCCCUAUGACCAAUUCGUCAGCUUCUGCGUCAGCAUCAGACUCACAGACUGAUGAGUCAAUACACAGCCAUCAGGGCCAUCAGGGCCAUCAGGGCCAUCAGAGCCACCAGAGCCAUCAAAACACGCAGCAGCUGCCUAGCAUCAGCGCAAAGCCUCCUUAUUUUAAACCACCAUCAUUCAAUUUAGGAGCAGAACAAUCAAAUAGAAUAUACCCGGGGAUAUCUACAUCUAACAAGAGAGUUGCAUCACCACUAUCUCGAUCGCCAGUAAUAAAAGCAGUACAACCACAACAUCUACCUCCCCCCAGUAUAUGUCCACUUCCCCACCUGCAUCCACACCUGCAUCCACACCUGCAUCCACACCCACACCCACACCCACACCCGCACAGACUUGAAAACAACAAGAAAACUCCUUCAUCUGAACAAUUUGCACCAUCACCCAUCCCUAGAAUAGAUAUAAACCAAAGUAGUCAGCAACAAAUGCAGCACAAUGACAAUUUACAGGAUCUUUUGAAAUUUCCAUCAGAGUCAUCCCAUGCUUAUUCAUAUGCACAUUUAUCACCUAAUUCAUUAGCACUUCGACUUAAUGUUUUAAAACGUUCAUUAGAGAUUUUAAAAGAUAGACCAGAAUUGUUUAAAUCUAUAACAAAUCAAGAUCAUUAUGAACAAGAAUCAACACCUUUACAAAGAUCAAUAACAAAUACAAUUAUAGAUGAUACUUCAAUAAUGGAUAGUAUCAAAAACGAUACAGCAGGAACAGUCAGAUCAAGUAUAUUUUCUCAUCCAAACCAUAGUGCUGACUAUAUCCAUGAUGUGUCAUCACCUACAACUGCUGCCAAAACUAUGGACAAGAAGAAAUAUAAACUUCAAUCAAAUGCAUCAUCAGCUGCAUUGGCAGCUUUGUUUAAACCAUCGCUACAAAGAUCCGAUAGUCUUCCCAUUGUAACCAAAGAUGCAAGGAAGUUUUCAGCACCACCAAAUUUGCAACAAGAUACCAUUAGUGACAAGAAAAUGCAUCAACAACAAGGAUCAACAGAUGACUAUAAAGAUAUCAUAGAUUUGCUAGAGCAUGAUUUGGACUCUUUGAUGAAAAAUUCCCAAGUUGCAACAUCAUUACAUGACUUGUCACUUUCAACCCACGAUGAUCAAAAUAAAAUCAAAUAUGACCUCUUGAAAAAGAAAUUGAUUUAUGCUUUGGCCAUGCCGUUUGUGGAAAACUCUACCGUGACUUCAGAAUUAUUAGAAAAUAGCAUCAAAGACCCAUCAUCUACAGCUUCACCAAUGACAACCACUUUCUCUACAGUUGCAUUGAAAGAACUUGCCCGAAUCGAUCAAAUGAAUGACAAGUCACUGACUCAAUCACCAAUAACACCCACCACCAAACAAGAACAAUUCAACGCCAAACGUCCAUUCAAUUCCAUGCUUACGAGUAAAUAUUCAUCACCACAAUCAAUCUUUACGGUUGAAGCUGACUUGCCGUGGUCAGUCAAAGCAGCAAACGAUUUAGCAUGUCUUAUGUUUGGAAUAUCAAAAACAACGAUUAAGGCAUUGACUUUGAUGGAUUUGAUUGCACCACAAUUCCGCGAUUUUGUCUUGUCAAGGAUAACUGAAUACACCUUUGAAAAUAGUCGUAAAGACUCGAUUCUUUUUGCAGGGGAAAUUGUUGCCAUUGUUCGACCUGGUGAUCAAAAUUAUUCUUGGACUUCACUUUGGGCAAAGAAAAAGGGUAAUUUAAUUAUUUGUAUGUUUGAUCAAAUACCAUGCGAUGCAUUUGAUGUGAUUAUCCUGGGUAUUGGCAAUAAAAAAGAUGGUGGGUUUUUCGGGAACUCGUAUAAUAUUGAUAGUUUCCAUGAAGUUGCCGGUAACUUGGCAUCCGUGUAUGGCAUAGACAAGAUUGGAACGUUAAGUGAACUAAGUGAAACAAUGAGUAAUGAAUUGAUGAAUUAUGGGACAGGUAAUGACGAAGAGAAGAGUGCUGCCCAUGAUAGUGAGUUUAUCAACCAUACAAGAUAUUUCACAAUACAAGUUGAUCAAGGAAGUGAAAACAUUCCCUGUGCUAUUACAUCAACUGCCCUUUUGUUGGACGAUGACACUGGAUCACAAAUUAAGUUGAAGAUCCACACGAUGCCAUACAUUGCUGGUAUUUUUGUGUUGAAUGCCACCGAUUUCACCAUCUUGUCAUGUAAUAAUGCCAUAGCCAAGAAUCUUUUUGGCCGAUCAGCCAAGUACUUGCAUAAUCGUUGUAUUGAUGUGUUAAUCCCCAAUUUCACAAAGAUUUUAAGCGUCGGUCUCGAAAAGAAUAUAGAAACUUUCCAAGUUGUUAAUGGAUUAGUAUUACCUGAACACUUCUUUAGGAAAUACGAUUCAGUGAUAAAGUAUCAAGAGCAAGCCGCUGAAGACAAUGAAUCCGAAGAGGAUAUAUUCUUCAAAUGUCCUGGAAUUGAAGGUAAACAUCGUGAUGGUAAGACUUUGUAUGUUGAUGUUCAAGCACGAGUAUCUACUGAUAACGCAUUGAUUUUGUGGGUGACUUAUUCCCGAACUAAAAGAGAUUCAAGUUUGACUUCUGAGCUUGAAGCCCUAAGCUCUUCAGCAUCGUCAAUGUCAUUAGCUUCCACCGAUGAUCAUUCAGUGGUAUCAGUACCCUCGCGAACUCAAACGCAAUCGAACUUGUUGAAUCUGGGAGAAGGUAUACAACUCCACGCACAUCAAGCACAGCCCCAACCACAACUUAAUCAUCAUCUACAUCCUAACCAUGCGGCUCUUGCCCGUACUAGAACUCAUACUGGUGGAUCUACUGCGUCAGCCAACAACAUCCCCUCACAACGCAAAUUGUUUGAAGAUGGUAAAGAAGAAGAUUUGUUGGAAUUUUCACCAAGAGAAGUGACUCGUUCACUGAGUACGCGAAGAGUGAAGACUCUGUCUUUUGCCAUGCCCAUGACUAGCUUGGAUAGUUUUAUUUACAAAAAGACCAAAGAUGAUGAAAUUAAAGAUGAUGAUACUAGCAAAUUUCAGGAUAUUGAGUCGAUUGAACUGAAGCAUAUGGUAACACCUGAUGAUCUAGAUUAUAAUAUCUCAUCUACUGCAUAUUCCGAGGAGGAAAUUCUAGCAUUAGAGAAUCAAUCGUUAGACACAAUCAAAGCUGAAUCAACCCAUUGGCCUAAAGAAGUUGGUUUGGCUAGACGUUCCAAGAAAUUUUCCGAAUUUAAAAUCAUUAAACAAAUGGGGGAAGGUGCGUAUGCUAAAGUUGUCUUGGCUCAACAUAAGGAUGACCCCGUGUACAAAAUCAUUAUCAAAUGUAUUGAUAAAGAAAGAAUUCUCGUUGAUACAUGGGUCCGUGAUCGUAAAUUAGGAACCAUACCCAGUGAAAUUCAAGUUAUGGCAUUUCUAAACUCAGAACCCCAUCCAAAUAUUAUUCGAAUUCUUGACUUUUUUGAAGAUCUGAAAUAUUAUUAUCUCGAAACUCCCAUUUUUGGUAAUCCACCAGCAAUUGAUUUAUUUGAUUUUAUUGAAGUUAAAAAGGAUCUUUCUGAAUUUGAAUGUAAAUUCAUUUUCAAACAAAUUGUAUCGGCAGUUUAUCAUUUACAUAAAGAAGGUAUUGUUCAUCGUGAUAUCAAAGAUGAGAAUAUUAUUGUUGAUGAAAAGGGGUUCAUCAAAUUGAUUGAUUUUGGAUCGGCUGGAUAUGUGAAACAAGGUCCAUUUGAUGUGUUUGUCGGAACUAUUGAUUACGCAUCACCGGAAGUAUUACGAGGUGAGAAAUAUGAAGGCAAACCACAAGAUAUUUGGGCAUUGGGAAUUUUGUUGUAUACUAUGUUGUACAAGGAGAAUCCAUUUUAUAAUGUUGAUGAAAUCAUGGAGGGGGAUUUACGGAUUCCUUAUGUUAUUAGUGAUUUGAGCUUGUCGUUGGUUAAGGGGAUUUUGGUUCGUGAUGUUGAUAAGAGGCCUACAAUUACUGAUAUCUUUGAAGAUGAUUGGUUAAAGUCCUAG